CUCUAUUCUUUAGUAAAUUAUCUGAACUCUACUAAUUAUGUAGUGUAGCGAUGAGUUUUUGAUAAGAACAAAUUUAUCGAAAAUGUCCACAUUAAUGUGGUCCUGUCCAUGUUGUUUACGAUUCAAAUUCAGCCCCGAAGAGCUGGAGCAGCGCUACAAGAGCCACGAAAUCGACAAGAUUAUCGAAAAAGACAGACAAGCUAUGAAAAGACAGGUCAAACUCCUCUUGUUGGGUGCUGGCGAGAGUGGGAAGAGCACUUUUCUCAAACAAAUGAGGAUAAUUCAUGGUAUAAAAUUCGAAAGCUACCUUAUAAAAGAGUAUCAACACGUGAUUUACCAAAAUUUAGUGAAGGGGAUGCGGGUGCUAGCUGAUGCUAGGGACAAACUAGGAAUACAGUGGGGGGAUAGUAGUAACGGGGAACUCGGCAAAAAAUUGCUCCAGUUUGAUAAUAAUUUGGUGCUGGAUACCAGGAACUUUAGUCAGUUUAGUCCUUUGUUGUACAAAUUGUGGAGAGACUCUGGAAUUAGGAGAGCCUACGAAAGACGACGUGAAUUUCAAUUGAGUGAUUCGGUAGAAUAUUUUCUGAAUAACCUCGAUAGGAUAUCUCGACCGGACUAUACUCCUACAAAUAAGGACAUCCUCCAUUGUCGAAAAGCUACAAAAGGCAUCACAGAGUGUGUUGUCCCAAUAAACGGUAUACCUUUUCUUUUCGUGGACGUUGGCGGUCAACGGUCACAAAGGCAAAAAUGGUUCCAAUGUUUCGAUUCCGUGACUUCCAUUCUCUUCCUCGUAUCAUCUUCCGAAUUCGACCAAGUAUUGCUGGAAGACAGGAAGACCAACCGAUUGGAAGAGGCCAGAGAUAUAUUCGAUACGAUAGUUAAUAACGUCAUUUUUGGUGGCGUGUCCAUUAUAUUGUUUUUGAACAAGUACGACUUGUUAGAAAGAAAAGUAGCAAAUCCAGAAACCGACAUCCGUUGGUACUUCCCCCAAUUCUCAGGCAACUCGCACUCGAUGCAGGACGUCCAAGCGUUCAUACUCGCCAUGUUCACCGGCAUCAAGCGCGACCCCAAAAAACCGCUGUACCACCAUUUCACUACAGCCGUAGACACCGAAAACAUCAAAGUCGUAUUCAAUUCGGUCAAAGACACCAUUCUGCACAGAAAUUUGGAGAUUCUUAUGCUACAAUAAACGAAAACCGGAUAUAGAGAAUGUCGAUUACGUUCGUUAGGCUGUGUUCAAACACAAAAAUAGAGUUAUUGAAGACUGACUCAGGACGAGUUUUUGCCGUGAAUACAGGGUGUUUAACGCCGAAUUGAACAGAUUGUGACUGUAAGUAGAGUUUGAAUGAGUUAAAUAAAAACGGCCACUAAAAAUUGUAAAGCUUGUUUGGUUAAUCAAUGAAACAGAAAUGGGUAGUGAAGAAUAGGAACUAAGAUCUCUCUCGACUUGUUUUUAAAUCGCACUUUAGCAUGACUAUAUCGGUAUAUAGAGGGUGCCGAAAAUUUAAUUAUACACUAUAGGGAUUUCGUUUAUCGUUAUAGAUAGAAAUUUGGUUAAAUGAGAAAAAAUAUGCAUAUUUUCAUGGAGAAUUUAUUGACUUUUCAAAAUUAAAAUAUCAAGUCCGGUUUCCGAGAUAUUCAGAAAUUUAAAUUGGCCAUUUUCGUUUUAUUUAAUUUACACCUUUAUUUUGAAUGAAAAAAAAAAUUUACUAAGCACUUUUGUUGAAGAUCACAUACUGCUUAACAUGACUUAGCCACAUUUUAAAACGCUUCCCUCAACUUUUUUUUACUAGGAACAUUUUUUUUGAAUGGUUCUUUUGGAAUUUUUGUAAGAACGAUUCUGUCCCAUUUUUAACAAUAAAUAUUUAAGUAAAGACCUAAGAUGUGAACUAUUAAAUUUUUAUAAAUAACUACAAUCAGAAAAUGUAAUUUUAAACUACUGAAUUACAACAAAUAGCUAGAAAUUAACUGGAUGUCAUCCGAUAGAGAAAUUUAGAAAAUUCAAUUUGCUUAAAUUUUUUUAUAAAUUUCAACACUCGGGGCCUUUUUCAUAAAACUACUUUACUUGCACUUUGCAUAUUUUACUAAAUUUAUGUUCUAUACAAGAGACAUUUUGAUGAAUUAAAAAGUAAAAUUUGAAAAUUGAAAAUAAAAAAUUAAUAAUUUGCAAAGUUAUUAUUUUAUUGAAUAAAACGAAAAUCGUCAAUUUAAGUUAUACCCAAAUAUCUCGGAAAUUGCAUCUGAUACUUUACAUAAA
This is a messenger RNA of Psylliodes chrysocephalus, 2257 nucleotides long. The record is from the annotation of a GenBank genome assembly. Lineage: Eukaryota; Metazoa; Arthropoda; Insecta; Coleoptera; Chrysomelidae.